This is a messenger RNA of Necator americanus (New World hookworm), 1326 nucleotides long. RefSeq lists its product as uncharacterized. Lineage: Eukaryota; Metazoa; Nematoda; Chromadorea; Rhabditida; Ancylostomatidae. The record is from RefSeq and is a predicted model, not a curated record. The transcript has a single exon. The coding region runs from base 1 to 1326 and encodes 441 amino acids.
AUGUUCAUAGAGCACCUCCGCAAAGCGCGCCUUGAUGGAGAUUGUGUCAUCGAAUCUUUCGAUGUCACUUCGCUCUACACCAACGUCUCCAUCGAUGCUGCACUACAAGCAACAUCAGAGCUGCUUCUCGAACACCAGGGGACUCUUAACAUGUAUGGUUUUGCGAUACAGCAAAUAAUGAUGCUGCUGAGCGAAUGUUUGAGAUAUUCCGUAUUUCGGUGGUCUGGGCAAUACUAUAGGCAGAUUAGAGGCUUGGCCAUGGGACAAAGACUUGCGCCUACACUAGCCGUUGCUUUCAUGUCUAAAGUGGAAAAACCCCUACUGGAACGCAAACCUUUAUUGUACUGCCGAUACAUAGAUGAUUGUUGCAUUAUAUGUCCAACACAAGCUGAAAUGGACUCUUGCUUCGAUCUCUUAAAUAAACAAUCCCAGUACAUAAAGUUCACGAGGGAAAAACCUAAAGACAACUGGCUGCCGUUUCUCAAUGUCCAGGUUCAUUUGUGUAGGGGAAAUUGGAAAACAAAAUGGUAUCGAAAACCAAGUUGUAAAAACAUUCUGAUUCACUACCAAUCGGCGCACCCCUGGAGAACCAAAAAGUCAGUCAUUGAAAAUAUGUUUAAGACAGCGGCAACGGUUUCAUCUGAAGCUCAAGGGCGCAUUGCCUCCAUAAACAUGGCUAACCGCAUUGCUCAGUCCAAUGGGUACCCAGCAAAGGUCUCUCAUUCAAAUCGGAGCCAUGCAACUGAGCAGCGGUGCCACAGGGUAGAACAAGCAACAAAGAUCCCUUUCUGCCUUCCUUUUAUUUCGGAUGACAUGAGCAAUGCAGUGCGAGCAAGCUUACGACAGGCGGGUCUGCAAGACUCAGUCAGAGUAGUGGACAUACCACCUGUAAACCUGAAGCAGCAGCUAGUCCGCAAUCACGCAUAUGACAGACUUUGUGAGACACCGAAUUGCAUCGUUUGUCCAAACGGGAGGCAGGGUGAUUGCGUGGUAUCGGGGGUUAUCUACCUAAUCACCUGUCAGUUAUGUGGGGCUGAGUACAUUGGCGAAACAGGAAGAUCACUAUGUAUCCGCGUCAAGGAGCACCUAGACGGGCUCGUAAAAUCAAAAUCAUCAUCUCCUUUAGGUGCUCAUCGCAGACAGUGUCAUGACAACACCCCUUUCAAGAUAGCUGUCACUAUCUUGGCACGCGAAUCAGACGUUCUAACGCGAAAAACAUUGGAAGCGUUUUAUAUCACGGCCAAAAGUCCUAUCAUGAAUCGUAAAGAAGAAUGCAUCGCUGUGACCAACGAGCUGGCGCCAUAUCAGGACCUUUGCGGGUUUUGA